UAUCGAGGAUGAAAGUAGUGUCGUUUUGUAGGAAUAAAAUAUUGUGUGUGAUUUGUACGAAGAAAAUUGUUUCGCAAAGCGAAAUUACGGGUGCAUUUGCUAGGUUGUAGCCGCUAGAACCGAUUUCGGUUUGGCAAGUGACGAAAAACGUGCAAAUUCUCGUGAAAUUGGGCUUACAAAGUUGCAACUAUCAGGAGGAAAGUUUUCGCUUUUGCAGCACUCUGCACUAUUAUAAGUAGCGCUAGGUAAAGGCCCCAUCGAAGAAGUAAAGGCAGCUGAGAAAAAUGGUCUGAAGAUAUUUCCUUCGUUCUUAGACUGCCGCAGGUUGAACAUUUUAUGCUUUUUCUAUGGUUUAAUGAAAAUUUUGCACGAAAACCAAAGCAUUUAUGGGCAUUCCGAGAAACGAACUUUGGGUGGUGAAAGGUCGCCUUCUUUGCACUGGUGACUGAAGGCCAGUGUUUUGAGAAAAUUGCAUUGCGUUGGCAGCAAAAGGUGACCAGCGUAGAAAGCAGCGUGAGAGGAAAAUAUGAAAUGAGCCUUCGGCCAUGGGAUCGCAAACCUUGGAAAUCUUACGGCAAGGAGUGCUGGCCAGUUUGACCGGGGGUUGGUUUUACGACGUCCAUCAGAAUGUAUUCUGCAACGCGGUCCACCUGUACAUCUGGCUGUUUUUGCUGUUCCUGCCGUUCAUCAUUUACAUGUACUUUCCCACCGCGGCAAUAGUAUGGAGUCUCUACUGUGUACUGAUCGCAAUCAUCAUCGGCUUCUUCAAAUUCCUCAAUAUGGCCCUCCACCGGAUGUACGAUAAGGCGAGGACCAUGUCUGAAACGGACCUGAAAAAGCCUGUGAAAAGUACACGAGAAACGUCCGGAGAAAACGAUACCGGUAUCGAGAUGCAGAUCCUUCGUACCGCUGAGGUAGUGGAAACACCUCCGGUUGAUAUGUCCUCGCGUACUUCCGUCGAGCGUCACAGCGAUGAGAUUAGCUGCGCCAACAGUGCUAUGUCCAUUGACUAUCAAGAGCAGGUGGCCAGUACCAUUGAUCUAAAAGUAGACGUGCACAGAAAAAAUAGUUCCGAAUCCAGCGACAGCAAUGGGGGUGGAAUGGCAACCGGCAGUAACCGCGCUACAGGUGGAGCCAUUUUUUCUAAAUCAAAUGCACAUAGUUCUUCGGUUCAAACACAAUCUGCGGAAAUCUGCAGCACGGCAACGCACAAAAGAUCCCUCAGUACGCCAAAUCAAACGAAAUCAAGCGAAAUGGGAGAAGAUUCUCGGCCCGAAGUGAGCCGUGAUAAAGAUGCAGUAGAUGCUGACGAGGGCGCUGUUGGAGGAGAAACGUCGAAAGAUGGUGGGAAAAAGAGUGCUACUUUGCGAAGGCAUCAAUACAAGUCUAAGCGAAAAGAGCGUUUCAUGAACAGUCAGUUGCAGCGACAAAUUUCGCUGGAUUCGGAAAAAAUAGGUAUGGGUAUUGACGCCGACGGGGAAGCAUCAGGAGGAGCUCAGCUUCAAAGGCAUCUCAGCUCGGAAGAUCAGAACAACAAAUCAAACACGUCACUGUUUCAUCAUCACCAUCACCACCACCACCUAUUGGCACUGCAGAAUCUUGACCCAGAUCUCUACAUGGAUCAUAAUUAUACAAAAUCUGCAGUCCAACUGGCGGUUGAGAAUAUUCCUGGUGAAACAACGAGUAAAAUCUACCUGCUGCAACAGUCAACUCCCAUGCGUCGUGAUUCGAAUAGCACAAUGUCUGCCCUACAACUGCCGACCAUGGCAGGAAAUUCCUUUGGAGCGGCCACUGGUAAAAAUCGUCGUCAUUCCAACGUCAAUGCCAGUGCUGCAGCAGGUGUUCGUCCUUUACCAAGAUCCUUAACGUCAGUGCGACGGAUUAAAAGUGCUGCACUGGAGACGUGUAGCCCGUCUUCGAUCUCGAAUUUAGCACCCACCCAUCCGAAUAGCGUUGAAGUAAUAGGAGGGCAGACGCUUCGAAACCCACAGCAUACGGUCAUUCCGCCACCUAGUAAAUGUCUCUCUCGAAAUCCCCAUCUCAAUUUGUUUCCGAAAGUUAACGGAGAAAAUUCUAUUGGCCUUAUGGUGCUAUCAUCGGCGAAUGCCAAUUCGUCCAAUGUGGAACCAGUUUACCCUAUAGCUGAACAAGCCGACGAAAGUACACCAGUUAAGAAUCUAGCGGACAAGGUAGAAACGUUUCAACUGAGUUCCGAUUCCGAUAAUGGGUGUGAAGAUGACGAUGACAACGAAGACGAAGAAGAUGAGGAGGAGGAUGAUGAUGACGACGAGGAAGAAGACGACGAUGAAGAAACUAUCGAUCGGCUUCAAGGAGCUGCUAGCGAAGAGGAAGGUGUUCACACCAUUCACACAUAUAUUCAUCGACAUCACCAUCACCAUCAUCAGUAUUCUGGACCUCGUUCCGGUGCCAUUAGCAGGCAAGCCUCGCUGCAACACUCUCAACAGUCGAAUCCUCCAUCGCAGCAAAUAUCACAGACAUCACAGGUGGGCACAGAAACAGAACAGGGCGACGUCGACGAACAGGACACCGGGUCCGAUCUCGAUCAACCAGCCAUGCAAUCGACGGACUCCGAUACCGAGAACAAUGCGGGAUCCAGAUCUCCGCUGCUAGAGCCACGCAAUCGACCUCCCUUAGUUAUCGUUGAAGCGAAAAAUCCUUGUAUUGCAUCCAGUACCGUAGAAGCUGGCAUUGCUUCGCUAAAAUUUUCGAAAUCAAGUGAUAAAAUCAAGAAACCUGCUACACUUACCAUUGAAGACUCACCCGUCAAGCAGCAGGGUUUUGAGGAAAACGGUGGCCCAUCCUCGAGUGACUGGGAGCAAGCUAGUGCCAGUUCGAAAGAUUUGCUGAUCACGAAAGAGCGUUCGAACCAACUAGGUAUGAGCGAAGGAAUCAUGAAGAAAUCCAGCUCCGGCGUAUCAAACGACGCAACAGGUGGCAAUAUAGUCAGCGGACAAAGCAAACAGUCCCCUGAGAAAUGGUUGGAGUACACUAGCUAUGACGCAGCUCUGAACGAAGACCACUCGAACGAGCCAGAUUCACAACCGAAAAAAGAAAACAGUAAAAAGGAAUUUGACAGAGAAAAAUCCGCUACUGUUCCAUCCGAGGCAGCGGUUACUAUCAGUCGAAAUCUGGGCGCGAUUCCCAAGACCACCAACUCUAGCAGGUUCCCCAGUCGUAGGCUCAGCGCAGAAGAAAACUAUCCGAGCACCAGCAGUAAGAUCUACAAUCGGACGCUUUCGCAGCGACUGUCGGCGGAGCGGAUUCCGGAGAAUGCAACCGCUGCUCCGUUAAUUACGUUCCUGAACUACCAUCCGGAGGUACCCAUACCUUCGAUUUAUCUGCCCGGUAACAGUUCUCUUUCGGAGCAGCACACGUCCAGUUUUACCUCCUUCCGGAGGCCUAAUGCGUUUGGAUCGGAUCGAAAUUAUCGACAGAUUCAGUGUCGACUGCGGAUGUCCCGAAGCAAACAUCCGGUUGUUUCUAUGGAGCCGAACACCAUGGGAUCUGCUGGUCCAAGUGGACCGAAUGGCAGUAUAUUUCGAGAUGAUGAUAAUAACAAUUACAGCUAUUGUCUAGAUUCUAUGGAUAAUCCCACAACGUCAAGCAGUCGGAGCGUAGGCGGAUCCAGCUCUACGUUUCAUGAUCAAACAGAGGUGCCUUUGAAUUUAUUUGUAGAUGAACCGGAGCGAUGGGUACAGUUGAUCGAGCGGUCAACUAUCGAGGAUGCCAUCAAGGAGCGUAUUGCGAUGAGCCAUCGUGGAGGCGCAAUCGGAGGUAGUUUGGCUCAUACGUCGGGAGACAAUAACUGUACUUCGAUCAACUCAUCCGGGAUCGAUAAGGCAAUGGCACCGACCGAGUAUAGCCUGUCCAGUGCACAAAGUGCGAUUGAUGUCGUACCACGUUCGAUGUUUGGCGAGCCACAAAUACGGCCAAAGCGCUACUAUAAGCUAACGAUUAACCUACUGUGCCUAAAGGAAGUCAGCAUUUCGAUGAAUCGUUUGCAGCUGUUGGCACUGUUCGACCGGGAUACGAAUUAUCUCCAAGUGUGUCUUGCAGUCGUGCUUUGUAUGCUUGUUUCACUGCUUGGUGCAAUGGUGCUGUAUCUGAAGUUUUACGAAGAUUUGUAUGCAUUUAUCUUUUGUUUUGUUAUUGCCGGUAGCCAGUACUCGUUGCUGAAAAGCGUUCAACCGGAUGCUGCCUCGCCGAUCCACGGCUUCAACAAGACUGUUACCUACUCGAGGCCGAUUUAUUUUUGCCUGUGCUCCUCUUUGCUGCUGACUGCCCACCACAUACUGAGAGAUUAUCAAACUGGAACGGACACCGUGGGCCCCAGGGCCGCUUUUUUCGGAUUCCAAAUAUCGAUCAUUGAUUUUCUCCAGUACAUUCAAAGUAUCUUGUCGGUAGUGAUACUAUUGUUUCCGUUCCUGUUUAGCUUGGGAUUGUUUCCGCAAAUCAAUACAUUCGCGAUGUAUUUCUUGGAGCAGAUCGAUAUGCACAUUUUUGGGAGCAAUGCAUCAUGCAGCCUAUUGUCAUCAUUUCUGUCGGUUGUACGAUCUAUUCUGGCAUGCACUCUACUGUUCGGUCCAGCCUACGGUGGACUAUCGGAAACAGGAACACAGCACGUGCUGUUUUCUAUGUUUUGUGCGUUUCUAAUAACCGUUUCCUAUCACCUAUCGCGGUGCACCAGCGAUUUCACUUACAUUUGGGCGGUUAUAAAAUCGAGCCUCAUCGUUCAUCCAGAUUAUGACGACAAUAGCAAAGAGGACUCGAAAAUGUCGACCGAUUCUGAUGAGAACAAAACGUCCACAGACAGUGGAGAACAUCAACGUUCGAGUGACGAAAUUCACCACAAAGAUGUAGACGAGGAAGCUAAUCGGGAAUCUGUUAAAGAGCUUGACGAUCCCUUGCCAAAGAAGCUACAAUCCACGGUUACGGUUCGGCUUAAAAACGAUGCUGUAGUUUGUGUCGUGUUAUCGCUUGUUAUCUUUAGCUUGCACUGCAGUACGGUUUUCACUGUUCUACAGCCAGACAUUAACUACGUACUCCAUACCGGCGCAUGCAUUCUCGGUUUCCUGAUUCACUACAUAAUACCACAGCUGAGGAAACAUCUGCCAUGGCUGUGCAUUGCGAAGCCAAUACUUAAGCCAAAAGAGUUUGGCCAGUUUGAAGUGCAAAACCUUUCGAAAAUUAUGUGGUUCGAAACCAUGUACGUAGGAUUAUGCUUCUUCGAGCGCAACAUACUCUAUCCGUUGAUCUUCCUGAGCGCGCUGACGGCUGACUCGGGUGCGAUCGCUCAAAAAUUUGGACUAACACUGGGGACAACGUUCGUCGUUGUUAGUGGCUUGAAGUGUGUUCGCAAUGCGUACUCGGAUGUGGGUAGCCAAUAUAUCAUACUGAUUUUCACCGUACUGUUCUUCCGGAUCGACUACAAACUCUCUAGUGAAACCUUUCUGAUCGACUACUUUUUCGUGUCGAUUUUGUACCGAAAAAUUAGUGAAUUUUUGUUGAAGCUGCAAUUUGUUGUCACCUAUAUAGCACCGUGGCAGAUCACCUGGGGCUCGGCAUUCCAUGCUUUCGCACAACCAUUUAGCGUACCACACUCCGCAAUGCUUUUCCUGCAGACUGCCAUCAGUGCACUUUUGUCAACUCCUUUGAAUCCGUUUUUGGGAAGUGCCAUAUUCCUCACCUCAUACGUUAGACCAAUCAAAUUCUGGGAACGCGACUAUAAUACCCGCCGAAUCGACCAUUCGAACACCAGGCUGAGUUCGCAGUUGGAACGCGAUCUUGGCGCCGACGAUAACAAUCUUAACAGCAUUUUUUACGAACAUCUAACGCGGUCACUGCAGCAUUCGCUUUGCGGUGACUUGUUGAUGGGACGCUGGGGUAAUGUUAGUCAGGGGGAUUGUUUUGGUAAGUUUCACUGUUCAGCUGAAAUUUAUGAGGUCUACCUACAUGUUUUGUCUUCUACAGUUCUAGCUUCGGAUUACCUUAACUGUCUGGUGCACAUAAUUGAACUCGGUAAUGGUCUCUGCACGUUUCAGAUGCGAGGUCUAGAGUUCAGAGGAACCUACUGUCAGCAGCGCGAAGUAGAGGCUAUUUCGGAGGAAGUUGAAGAAAAUAUCGGUUGCUGCUGCUGUACGGUGGGACAUUUGCCGAGAAUGUUGAGUGCGAAUGCCAUGUUUACUACCCGCUGGCUUGCCUGGCAGGUAAUGGCAUCUAAAUACGUCUUAGAGGGGUACUCAAUAUCGGACAACUCUGCAACGGCUACGUUACAGGUGUUUGAGUUCAGGAAGGUUCUAAUAUCGUACUAUGUGAAGAGCAUAAUCUAUUACGCAAUCCGUUCGCCGAAACUUUCCAACUGGUUGCAGUCACAAGCGAUUGAGGAAGCACUGGAGCACACUUUGGAUCGACAGUUUGUUGACUUGGAUCCAGUGUUCAAUCACAACCUGGACGACGACUACGACUUCCGAUCGGCCGGAAUAACGCGCGCAAGCUUUUGGAACGUGUACGGAGAGUGGAUACAGUUUUGCUGCGAAAAGAAACGCCAGCAAAUGCAGGCUGCAUUAAGCGAGAAAAAUACUCCGAGAAAGACCACAACUUCGACUGCGGCGGGCAACACUAAUAGCGCUAGUGGACCCACUGUUGCAACUGCUUCUAAUUCUACACCGAAUGAUAGUACAACGAAGGCAGGCGAUGUUGCGGCUACGAAUACAGCAGCGGCAGCUAAAGAACCAGAGGCAGAACAAAGUUCGAGUAGCGGAAACAAACAACCUACAGAGACGGAAUCUGGUUCCAACGGGGCUGCCACUUUUAGUUCGGCUACCAACUGUAGUGCUACUCCAGGUACCUCUAGCCAACCGUUUUUUAAUUCGGGUCGAGAUUCUCUCGUUACCUCACUGUGCAUGGCGUUAGCUUUACUAGCCCGCAGGACACUGGCCACGGCAAGCCACAGCUCAUCGAGUGGAGUUGAGUUUUUUCUUCACGGAUUGCAUGCACUCUUCAAGGGCGAUUUUCGUAUAACAUCAACCCGAGACGAGUGGGUAUUUGCUGACAUGGAACUUCUGCAUGGAGUGGUAGCGCCAGCAGUACGAAUGUCACUAAAGUUACACCAGGACCACUUUCUCUGCCCGGACGAAUACGAUGACUACGGAGCGCUUUUCAAUGCGAUCGACUAUCACACCAAAGAGCUGGUCAUUUCGCACGAGGCUGAUCCGCUAUGGCGGAGUGCAGUACUGAGAGGAACGCCCAAUCUACUAGCCUUGCGCCACGUAAUGGACGAUGGAUCGGAUGAGUAUCGAGUUAUAAGACUGAGCAAGCGAUUCCUUAGCUUUCGCGUGAUUAAGCUAAAUCGUGAGUGUGUUCGAGGCCUGUGGGCCGGACAGCAACAGGAGCUAAUUUAUCUCCGAAACCGAAACCCCGAGCGCGGUAGCAUACAGAAUGCAAAACAAGCACUUAGAAACAUUAUCAAUUCGUCCUGCGAUCAACCAAUCGGUUAUCCAAUUUAUGUGUCACCGCUGACAACGUCCUAUGCGGAAACGAAUCCGCAGCUCUGUAAGAUUAUCGGCGGAGAGAUAACCUUAGAGAAGUUGCAGCAUUUGAUAAUUAACUGUUGGAAUCGAGUUCGACAACGGUGUCGCGAGGGUUGUAGCAGUGGAAGCGCAAUAAUAGACAACGAAAUGGGAGAACUGCAGGGGGUUUAUCCCACACCAAACAAUACUCUUUCAGGCACUGCUGGAACGUUGUCCUACGGUAGUCAGAAUAUGUCUUUGUCGGGAGCAGCUAACCGAGGAAGCCUUGCUAGCAUUAAUAAGCCUACCAGUUCAACUUUACUGGCUGGUUUCUUGAACCGAGAACGGGACUCUGAGCGGGAUACUUUGCGAGAUCGAGCCGGUGUAACAAAAAGGUGUAAUCUCAGCAGCAAUAGCAAAGACCGAAUUGAUCGAGCUUUAGCUGCUAGUAAAAGGGAAUCCUUCAAAGAAACUCUCGCUAGUGGUAGUGGUCUUGGUUCGGUUAACCCCGGAGUUGCAGGCAGUACCAGUUCCGGUCUUAAACAGCAGGGAAGUGUAGAAUCAACAUCCGGCAACCCAAGGAGCGUCAAUUCAUCAUCGAUGAAUUUAAACGUACCGAACAGUAAUGCCGUCAGCGUCGCCGGAGGUAGCUCUGUUAUGUUCACUUUGGCCGCUCCUGUCGAGCAAUAUGCAAUAUUCACGAUGGAUAUAGAUGCGAUGGCGUCGGAAGCUAGCAGCAGUGAGCGAAUCGAUAAGAAUUGCUUAUUGAAGGCGAAAGCUCGCGGUAACGAGCCAGAAGAACAAGUGCCAUCACAGUGGAUCAAUGCACCACCGACGAUUGGGUUGAACAGAAAGGUCAUCAUCGUCGAUGCUGCUCAGAUCUACGACUGCCUUGAUUUGGGUCGGCGCAUAGACGUCAUUUGGCCAAACGAGCAGCUGCGAAGCUGCGGCGGUCGCUCGUCCUGGAAGGACUGGCAGCCACAGGAGGGAAUGGUUGGCAACGUUAUCCAUUACUGGCAACCGAACCAUCCAGAUCAUCACUUUCGUUCGAACGUGAACCGUACUAUACUGUUGGUGAAGAUUGGCGACCAUUGUGUACCGGUAGGGGAGAAAGGUGUCAAGGAAUACAACACGGUUGGUUUGCCAGCUACCGAUUCGUCAACGAAGUCAGCUACUACCCUCGGAACUUUAAACAAACAGCCAUCAACCGAAACGGGAAGCGAUUCGGUGGGUGAAACUUGCCCGAACAAACCGCCUGAAACAGAUAAAACAUUGACACACAAUGACUUACAAUCUACACCAAAGGUAGGCUUGUGCAGUGACGACGGUCCUGAUGACGAUCCGAAACCGUCUGAUCCAACAAUUGUUUAGAUGCUCGACUCUGCUAGCAUUGCCAAAAUGAAAAUCGAAAAUUGAUCGUUUCAUGUUUUAAACACUGUCACGUGUCUGUGAAAGUUGGUAAUUUAUAAUCACCAUAGCUUUACGUUUCCUGAUUUAGACCAAUUUCGAAAACAAGUUCAUUAAUUCACAGUCCUUCGUGGUACACAAAGUCAAACACAAUCCCUUACUAUCAUUAUGGGUCGCCUUACUACUUUAUUAACAUUGAUCAAAUACCGCGUUAAUUCUGAGGUAGAUCAUUCUGUUAGACAUUGUUUUGUUUUUUAAGUUCGACAGGACACAAUGUUUUUACGUAAUGUUUUUUUGGUCUUAUACAACUGCCUAAUGUUCGGCGCAUUCUAAGGGAACGAUCUUUAACGAAUCAAAGUCUUAUGGUAGGUAGUAAAUUAGUGGAUCAGCAUCCAAUAGCCAAUGAAGGCCACAUUGUAUAUUUGGAGUAGUGAUGCUUAGCACAGUUCGGAUCGUUGAUAGAGAAAAUUGGGGAGUUUUAUUUCUGUAUAGCUAAUAUGUAUAAUUUUGUAGACUGGGGAUGGAUUUUAAAUUAAACAAAGUGUAAAGUUUUAUCGCAGAAACAAGCGUGUUUCACUACUAGACUCUGUUUCCAAGAGCGAGCGGCGAAGGGUGCAAUUCGAAUGAGUGUCGAAGUUCCGGCGUGGAAUGGGCGAAGCGAUAAAAUCUACUGCAAAAGAUGAAAAUGUGAUAACUAAAAAUAAGUAACUUUACCUAUUCUAGAUUUAUUAUUGAACAAAAAAACUGAACACAACAAAAAGAGAUCGUUAAAUUAUUCACGAAAAAAUAUGUUGAAGUGAAAUGAUAACAGAAGUUUAAAGUACCACAAAUAUAUUAUUAAGGCGGUUUAACGACAGAAAACAAGCUAUUACAAAUCACUCUUGUAGUUAGAUAUAUUAAUUAAUAAAUAAAGCGGUUAGGAAAAAAGCAGUUAUUUAAAACAAAGCAAAGCAUGCUUUGAUUCUCGCUCUUAUUUAAUGGAGAACUAAUUAGAAGAAAAAAAAUUUGAAUCAGAGAAAUAGGCUCAUGUUAAGCUUUUACUUUCGAUACAAUAAAAUGAAGAGAAUCGUUUUACAAACUGUA
This is a messenger RNA of Wyeomyia smithii (pitcher-plant mosquito), 10019 nucleotides long. It is a transcript of the gene pcx, whose product is annotated as protein pecanex. The record is from RefSeq and is a predicted model, not a curated record. Gene Ontology annotation, biological process: endoplasmic reticulum organization. Gene Ontology annotation, cellular component: membrane; endoplasmic reticulum. NCBI's taxonomy places the organism in Eukaryota, Metazoa, Arthropoda, Insecta, Diptera, Culicidae. The coding region runs from base 546 to 8900 and encodes 2784 amino acids. The transcript has 11 exons.